AGUUUACGGCUCAAACUUUUGGUGACUUUCUGCAACACUCGGCCUUGAAGGCCAUGUCACUUCUUGUUGAGCAGGUACCACCCUCCGCUGUGAGGGAGUUUUCCAAAUGGAGCCAGUCCACAGGUCCACUGUCAAACAAGAGGAUUGUGGUCCCUACAGAGAAUUCAUCAAGCCAGAAGAUCAGUACUUGUUUGGCGCUGGGUGUUCCGGCUGGCCUUGUGGCCGCGCACUCACGCCGGCGAAGGAACCAUCGUAAGCGCCUUGCGCUCGCGGCAGCUCAAAGUCAAACAUCUGUGACCAAUGAUACCCUCAAAGGAGCAGCGAAGGUCUGCUCUGAAUGUGGAAACGUAUUUAUGGAGGAUGACAUUUUCUGCCGCAAAUGUGGGGCACCGCGAUCCGGAACACUUGGAGUUGGACAGAAACAGGCUUCUCCGAAGGAAGAGGAACCGAAGAAAGGUCACUUCCCACCCAAAGCAACUCCAUUGUUGGAUUCUCUUGGUGACGAGGGUACCCAGCGGAUUCGCAGCAUGAAUGUCCCUGAGCUGAAGCAGCUUGCAGAAGAGGUUCGAUGGCAGGUUCUCGAUGCAGUAUCUGUCACUGGUGGACAUCUGGGUGCUGGACUUGGUGUCGUGGAGCUAACUGUUGCACUUCAUCACGUGUACGACACCCCGCGGGAUGAGAUUUGCUGGGACGUGGCUCAUCAGUGUCAACCUCACAAGGUUUUAACGGGCAGACGCUCGCGAAUUUACACUCUACGUCAGGGAGGUGGUCUUUCAGGUUUUGCAAAGCGCAAGGAGUCAGUCUAUGACGCCUUCGGUGCUGGACACUCCUCAACUUCCAUCAGCGCCGCUGUUGGCUUUCAAACAGCCAAAGAUCGUCUGCAGAGGUCUGGACAUAGCAUUGCAGUGAUUGGAGACGGAGCAAUCACUGGUGGCAUGGCCUGGGAAGCCAUGAAUCAUGCUGGCGGCCUGGGCUCCAAAGUCGUGGUGAUCCUCAACGACAAUGGUCAAGUGUCUCUGCCUACCUUUUACAACCAGGUCAAGCAACCAGUGGGUGCCCUUUCGGAAACUCUGGCUGGGACUAGCACUGCAGAAACUCGAGGCCUCGACAUCCAGGGCAACAUCGCCAAGGUUGAGACUUCGCAAGCCUUCCAGAACGCCCGACAGUUUGCCAAAAAUGCCACCAAGCAGCUCUUGCCAGACCAGCUGUCAGCUGCAGCCGCAAAACUGGAUGAGUACACUCGCGACUUUGUGAAGACAGUACCAUUCCGAGGGAGCGGCUCGGGAAGUCGCGGAGAGCUCUUCGAGCAGUUGGGCUUCUACUAUGUUGGUCCCAUUGAUGGCCACGACAUGGACACCUUGGUGCAGGUCUUGGAGAACAUCCGGCAAGACCACGAAGAUGGCCUCUUGCAGAAGCCCGUCUUCUUGCACAUCAAGACCAAGAAAGGCUAUGGCUACGAGCCUGCGCAGAAGGCAAGUGACAAACUGCACGCGGUCCAGCCAAAGUUCAAUGUUCCAAAAAGCCCAGAUGAGACGCAGAAGCCAAAACAGCCUCCCUUGACCAAAGUCUUUGCAGAUCAGCUGGUGCGUGAGGGUGAGCGGGAUGAAAAAGUCGUCGCGAUCACUGCAGCCAUGCCUGGAGGAACUGGCAUUGGGAUCUUUGAGAAACGCUUCGGUCCAGAACGCACCUUCGAUGUGGGUAUUGCAGAGCAGCACGCUGUGACAUUUGCGGCUGGACUUGCUGCCGGAGGCCUUAAGCCGUUCUGCGCAAUUUACUCCACGUUCUUGCAGCGAGGCUACGACCAACUUGUGCAUGAUGUGGCCCUUCAGAAGCUGCCCGUGCGUUUUAUUCUUGACCGAGCUGGCCUCGUUGGGGCGGAUGGCGCCACACACUGUGGAGCUUUCGAUUUGUCCUACUUGAGUUGCAUUCCAGAGAUGAUGGUUUGCGCUUCAGCUGAUGAGGCUGAACUUUGCCACAUGAUUCACACUCUGGCACAAAUCGAUGAUGCGCCGACUGCUCUUCGGUUCCCGCGAGGCAGUGCCUAUGGAGACAUCGAAAUGCCACCACCUCGCUUUUUGGAGCCUGGAAAAGGGCGCAUCGCACGGGAGGGCCGAGAUGGCACACUUGCCAUUCUGUCCAUUGGAGGUCGUUUGCGAGAGUCGCUCAAGGCCGCAGAGGAACUUGAGAAGAAAUACGGCAUUUCAGCAACAGUAGCAGAUGCCCGUUGGGUGAAGCCACUAGACAAGAAGUUGGUUGGCUGGCUUGCUUCAGACCAUCGCGCAGUGAUCACUAUUGAGGAGAACGCAAUUGGAGGUUUUGGAUCCCAAGUGCAGCAGGUUUUGUUAGAUGGUGGAUACCUUGAUGGUAUGGGCAAAACCCCUGUGGCCUUGCGAAGCAUGGUCCUGCCAGACAGAUGGAUUGAUCACAACACACCUGAGCUUCAGUACGAUGAUGCGAAGCUCAACGCACAGCACAUAGUCGACAAGGCUCUAGCAGUCCUGGAUCGAGUUGGUGUGAAGGUAAAGUCAAUUGUACAAGGAUGAUGCGAUGGAAAUGUCAAGUGGCAGAAUUAUGCCGAUCAGCUUUGUUCACACGAGUUUCAACUUUUCCGUUCGGAAGCUCUCUGGUGCGAGUUCAAG
This is a messenger RNA of Cladocopium goreaui, 2639 nucleotides long. NCBI's taxonomy places the organism in Eukaryota, Dinophyceae, Suessiales, Symbiodiniaceae. The record is from the annotation of a GenBank genome assembly.